AUGGGUAUCAAGGAUCUGGCUAUCAGCUACGUGGUGUUUUCUGUCAUCCACCUAUUCUGCUUCGCGUUGGCGCUGGCCACAUGUGGUCUGUAUGGCACCGAUAUUGAUCACGCAAACCAACAGGGCAAAUACUCCGACUCUAAAUGGGUCUACGCCGUGGUUGUGGGUAGUAUCUCAGCCGUGACAUGCGUGCUCUACUUUGUUCCCUUCAUCCUGCGCAUCGCUGGAUUUGCCGUCGCGAUAUGGGACUUUAUUCUGUUUGUCCUCUGGAUCGCCCUCUUUGGCGUCUUUGGCAAGAUGUACAUCAGUGAAGAUGCCGAAGGCGACGAAGGCGUCAGACGCAUGAAGAACGCUGUUUGGGUCGAUCUUGCCAGCGCCCUUCUUUGGCUCAUUGCUACAUUGGCGGCCUUGGGAUACUGGUGGAAGCACCGUGACACCCGAUCCCGCUUUACUGGUCGCGCCCACGUCUAA
This is a messenger RNA of Fusarium sp. VM40, 471 nucleotides long. NCBI's taxonomy places the organism in Eukaryota, Fungi, Ascomycota, Sordariomycetes, Hypocreales, Nectriaceae. The record is from the annotation of a GenBank genome assembly.